This is a messenger RNA of Staurois parvus, 362 nucleotides long. NCBI's taxonomy places the organism in Eukaryota, Metazoa, Chordata, Amphibia, Anura, Ranidae. The record is from the annotation of a GenBank genome assembly.
GUCUCCCCACACUGCUGCUGGGGGGACUUUUUAACCUAGGCCUGUGCCUGUGUAUGGCCUUCAAUUGAAGCUGCUUCUGCUCCGCCACUCUGCCAUUGGACUCUUGAUAGUCGUCUCCCCACACUGCUGCUGGGGGACUUUUUAACAUAGGCCUCUGUAUGGCCUUCAAUUUAAGCUGCUUACGCUUCGCCACUCUGCCAUGGGCCCCUGUACCGCCUCCUCUUGCUGCUGCCAGGUCCAGAGUGUGUCAUGGGUCCCUGUACGGCCUCCCAUUGCUGCUGACUUCAUCGCCAGACUCUGCCAUGUGCCACUUUCAGGUCUCCUUACACUGUUGGUGGGUUCCAUUUUGUGAUAGGGUGCUG